AUCUUACUCCAGUUUCGGUUCAAACACUGUAGCCUUCACCAUGGUUGCAGAGAAGGAACCCAACGAGUCUCGACCUCGAAGACGAAUUCGUCAAUCUUGGUCGGUGGCUGCAGCAACAUACGUUGGUUGCUGCUUCACUGACAUGGAACCUGACAGGGAUCUCCGUCGGCGUAGGGACGUGGUGCACGUCGCGAGAGAUGGACCUCUAUCGACACUUGCCAAUUCAGGGCCGUUUAGGGCAGCAAGUGCAAGCCCUAGUGGCCUCAAUUCGUCUCCUACACGGACACGAAGCUUUGCAUUUGGCCUGUCGUGGCUUAUACCCAGCUUUGCACGACGGACGGCCAAACAUGCUGAGCCCGCAGCAUUGGAGAGCUGUCCACCACCUGUUCUUUACAAUCAGCGUUGGGUUCAACUGGCAUUCCUAGCUUUGCUCGCGUUGCUGAGCGACUUGGUGUGCUUCAGCGUGGCUGCGACGCCGGCAACGUGGACCAAGGUCUUCGGGCAGGACCCAGCGUCCCUCAUAGAUAUAUUUCUUUUCACAAAUGUGUUUGCAUGCUUCCUUGAGCCUUUUGUCAUUCGCAAUUUUGGUCUCCGGACUCCAAUUGUCGGUGCAGCUGUGCUCAUGGCUUUGGGCUGCUGGUUACGUUCUGGUGUGCCAUUUAUGGGUGAGGAGCUUCCAGGAUACAGCACAGUCGUCAUAGGCACCAUGCUGGUUGCAGUGGCGCAGCCUUUCUUCCAGUGCACGCCUCCGCUGCUUUCAGCCACAUGGUUUGCUCCCGAUGAACGGGCCCUGUCCACAGCCGUGGCUAUCAAUUUCAACCAGGUGGGAAUUGCUACUGCCUUCCUGGCUGGUGGUGCUUUUGGUGGCUCUGAAGCUGGGCUGAAGGACUAUUUUGUAAUCAUUACCAUUGCCUCAACGGUGGUCGCUGCGGCGUCUUUGCUCUUUUUUCAGGAAAAGCCACCCACUCCACCGUCUGCCUCGGAGUUAGAAAAGCUUCUGGCGGAAAAGCAAAGUGGUGCAUUGAAGGAAGGGCAAAGCUAUGCUGGGGACGAGGACAGCCAAAAUAAGACCGUGCCAUCAGAGACGUUCCUAGAUGAGGCCAGACGGCUACUUGCCACGCCCGGCUUUGUGCCACCAUUGCUGGCCUUCGUGACUUCUAUCGCUGUCACCAACGUGGUGGGUGCCUUCAUGGACUUGAAGCUCCAGCGGGUUGGCUUCAGUGACCAGAUGGAGGUCGACUUGGCUGGUGCUGGCUUUGAAGUGGCCAUAGUGAUUGGUGGCAUCAUCCUCGGAGGGCUGGUGGACAGGAACAAGCAAUACAAGUCGGUGACUUUGUGGUGCUUGGCUGCUACGCUAGUGGGAGUUCUUCUGCUUGGCUUGGAAUUUCUGCCAAGGAGCGCAGCGCUGAUAGCCCUGCUGGCGAUUGGAAGCUUUGCAGGGCCGGUGCAGCCCAUCAAUGCUGAGUUGGCAGUGGAGGUGACCUAUCCUUGUGACGAGAACGCCAUUGAGGCAGUCCAGCAGCUCUGCGGGAAUCUGGUCUCUGCUCUUCUCGUACCAAUUUGUGAGUGGGCCGCAGAGAACAAGCUCACCAUACCAGGCGUUGAUGCCUAUCUGCGUGGCGAUACCUUGCUACUACUGGCCAUCCUGGUUGUAGUUUCAGUGUAUUUCUCCACUUUCGACGCACCACUGCGACGAACCGAAGUGGAUCAGGGGAAUUGCGUCACUGACGACGGUGAAACGCCGGUCCUUCGGCCUCGUGCAGAGUCCGAGAGAUCCGGCUGAGAGGAGUUAUAGAACGGGCUCGUGACAUGAUUCAGAUGGAAUUUUAAUUCGGAUAUUUUCGACGACCACGCUCAGAGCUCUGAGCUCGUCCAGUUCCUUGCAAUGCGUUGAAACCGGUUGAUCCACCUCCCCUUUCUCGGGGUUGAAUCCUUUGGCAUUUCGUUUUGCUUUCGUUUCCAAACAAAGGCGUUGCGGCAUUGCAGCUUUGCCUAGUUUGCCGCGGAUCUCUUCCGCAUGUCAGCUUUUCCGCUUCGAAGGGCAAGGGGCACCAUGCCCUUCAGCCAAUGCGCAUUUGCCCUCUGGCUAAGAUCAUCGAAAAAACUCCAAGGAAUCAAGGAGAA
This is a messenger RNA of Durusdinium trenchii, 2124 nucleotides long. The record is from the annotation of a GenBank genome assembly. Lineage: Eukaryota; Dinophyceae; Suessiales; Symbiodiniaceae.